This is a messenger RNA of Vombatus ursinus (common wombat), 8541 nucleotides long. RefSeq names its product kalirin RhoGEF kinase (gene KALRN). The transcript has 49 exons. Gene Ontology annotation, molecular function: guanyl-nucleotide exchange factor activity; ATP binding; protein kinase activity. The record is from RefSeq and is a predicted model, not a curated record. The coding region runs from base 415 to 7683 and encodes 2422 amino acids. Gene Ontology annotation, cellular component: cytoplasm; postsynaptic density. NCBI's taxonomy places the organism in Eukaryota, Metazoa, Chordata, Mammalia, Diprotodontia, Vombatidae. Gene Ontology annotation, biological process: intracellular signal transduction; axon guidance; protein phosphorylation.
AGGAGAGAACGGAGCAGGGCUGAACAAUAGAGACAGGCAGACGGGAGAGAAGGAGGACCAGCUGCUGCUGCUGUAGGAGGAGAGCUGGAGGCUGAGGCAUCUUGGACCCCUGUCCCUGAGCCAGAGAGGAGGCAAGCAGCCCGGUGGAGGGAACUGGCUACCAUGGGGGAGCCAGCAGAAGGCUCCCCCAGCCCUCCCCGAGCCUCUGCUUGAAGCUGUGCAUCAUCUCCUCCGGCUCCGCUGCCCCCAUCCCGCGCCUGCCCGCCCUCGAAACCCCAAUUCCUUAGGAUCUGAUCGCCUCAGCUUCUGGGCACCGGGUCUCCGCCGCCCCCGCCCCCGCCCCCACGGAGGAGACGAGACGCCGGCCCUCCGUUUCACCUCCCGGGGGCUGUCCGCAAAGCCCCCUCCCCAGUCAUGAAUCCCCCGGAGGGGGCAGCGGAGGAAGGAGGAGCAGCCGACUCGGACGUGGAUGCGUUUUUCCGGACAGGUUCUUUUCGAAAUGAUGGUUUGAAAGCUGCUGACGUCCUCCCUAUCCUAAAGGAAAAAGUGGCCUUUGUGUCAGGUGGCCGAGAUAAGCGAGGUGGACCCAUUCUGACUUUCCCUGCACGGAGCAAUCAUGACAGAAUAAGGCAGGAAGACUUGCGGAAACUUGUGACUUAUUUGGCCAGUGUGCCAAGUGAGGACGUGUGCAAACGUGGCUUCACUGUUAUCAUCGACAUGAGGGGCUCCAAGUGGGACCUCAUCAAGCCCCUGCUGAAGACACUGCAGGAGGCCUUCCCUGCAGAGAUCCAUGUGGCCCUUAUCAUCAAACCCGACAACUUCUGGCAGAAGCAGAAAACCAACUUUGGCAGCUCCAAAUUCAUCUUUGAGACAAGCAUGGUGUCAGUGGAAGGUCUGGCCAAGCUGGUGGACCCCUCCCAGCUGACAGAGGAAUUUGAAGGCUCCCUAGAUUACAACCAUGAUGAGUGGAUAGACCUCCGGGUCUCUCUGGAGGAGUUCUUCAACAGCGCUGUUCAUCUGCUGUCCCGCCUUGAGGACCUUCAGGAGAUGUUGGCCCGCAAGGAGUUCCCGGUGGAUGUGGAAGGCUCUCGGCGGCUUAUUGAUGAACACACGCAGCUCAAGAAGAAGGUGCUGAAGGCCCCUGUGGAGGAGUUGGACAGGGAAGGGCAGCGGCUGCUUCAGCGCAUUCGCUGCAGUGAUGGCUUCUCUGGACGCAACUGCAUCCCAGGCAGCGCUGACUUCCAGAGCCUCGUCCCCAAGAUCACCAGCCUCCUGGACAAAUUGCACUCCACCCGGCAGCACCUGCACCAGAUGUGGCAUGUGCGCAAACUCAAACUGGACCAGUGCUUCCAGCUACGGCUCUUUGAGCAGGAUGCUGAGAAGAUGUUUGACUGGAUCAGCCAUAACAAAGAGUUAUUCCUCCAGAGUCACACAGAGAUUGGAGUCAGCUACCAACAUGCCUUGGACCUACAGACUCAGCACAAUCACUUUGCUAUGAACUCCAUGAAUGCCUACGUGAACAUCAAUCGCAUCAUGUCCGUGGCCUCCCGCCUGUCAGAAGCAGGGCACUAUGCUUCCCAGCAGAUCAAACAGAUCUCCACCCAACUGGACCAGGAAUGGAAGAGCUUUGCUGCCGCGCUGGAUGAGCGUAGCACCAUCCUGGCCAUGUCGGCCGUGUUCCACCAGAAAGCCGAGCAGUUCCUGUCAGGAGUGGAUGCCUGGUGCAAGAUGUGCAGUGAAGGUGGCCUCCCAUCUGAGACACAGGACCUAGAGCUGGCCAUACACCACCACCAGUCAUUGUAUGAGCAGGUGACACAGGCCUACACUGAGGUCAGCCAGGAUGGCAAAGCCUUGCUGGAUGUAUUGCAGCGGCCCCUGAGUCCUGGCAACUCAGAGUCCCUGACGGCCACUGCCAAUUACUCCAAAGCUGUGCACCAGGUCCUAGACGUCGUCCAUGAGGUGCUGCACCACCAGCGCAGGCUCGAGGGCAUCUGGCAGCACCGGAAGGUUCGCCUGCAUCAGCGGUUGCAGCUCUGCGUUUUCCAGCAGGACGUGCAGCAGGUGUUGGACUGGAUCGAAAACCACGGUGAGGCCUUUCUCAGCAAACAUACAGGUGUUGGGAAGUCCCUGCAUCGAGCCCGGGCCCUGCAGAAGAGACAUGAUGACUUUGAAGAAGUUGCUCAGAACACAUACACCAAUGCAGACAAGCUCCUAGAGGCAGCCGAGCAGCUGGCACAGACUGGAGAAUGUGACCCAGAGGAGAUCUACAAGGCAGCUCGGCACCUGGAAGUCCGAAUCCAAGAUUUUGUGCGCCGGGUGGAGCAGCGGAAGCUUCUCUUGGAUAUGUCUGUCUCCUUUCACACACACACCAAAGAGUUGUGGACAUGGAUGGAAGACCUGCAGAAGGAGCUGCUGGAAGAUGUGUGCGCCGACUCGGUGGAUGCUGUCCAGGAGCUAAUCAAGCAGUUCCAGCAGCAGCAGACGGCCACUCUGGAUGCCACACUCAAUGUCAUCAAGGAAGGAGAAGAUCUCAUUCAGCAACUCAGGGACUCAGCGGUGUCUAGCAACAAGACGCCGCAUAAUAGUUCCAUCAGCCACAUCGAAUCAGUUCUGCAGCAGCUCGAUGAAGCCCAAGUGCAGAUGGAAGAGCUUUUCCACGAGCGCAAAAUCAAGCUGGACAUCUUCCUACAGCUGCGGAUCUUUGAGCAAUACACCAUUGAGGUGACGGCAGAGCUGGAUGCCUGGAACGAGGACCUGCUGAGACAAAUGAAUGACUUCAACACCGAGGACCUGACCCUGGCAGAGCAGCGGUUACAACGUCACACGGAGAGGAAGCUGGCCAUGAACAACAUGACCUUUGAAGUCAUCCAGCAGGGCCAGGAUCUGCACCAGUACAUUAUGGAGGUCCAGGCCUCAGGCAUCGAGUUAAUCUGUGAGAAGGACAUUGAUCUCGCAGCCCAAGUACAAGAGCUCCUGGAGUUUCUCCACGAGAAGCAGCAUGAAUUGGAGCUUAACGCAGACCAGACCCACAAACGUUUGGAGCAGUGCCUGCAGCUCCGGCACCUCCAGGCUGAGGUCAAACAGGUCCUGGGCUGGAUCCGCAAUGGGGAAUCGAUGCUGAAUGCCAGUUUGGUCAAUGCCAGCUCUUUGUCAGAAGCUGAGCAGCUUCAGCGGGAGCAUGAACAGUUCCAACUAGCCAUCGAGUCCCUCUUUCAUGCAACUUCCUUGCAGAAGACACACCAGAGUGCCCUGCAGGUACAGCAGAAGGCAGAGGUAUUGCUCCAAGCUGGGCACUAUGAUGCUGACGCCAUCCGGGAAUGCGCCGAGAAGGUGGCGAUGCACUGGCAGCAGCUGAUGCUGAAGAUGGAAGACAGGCUCAAGCUGGUCAAUGCCUCUGUGGCCUUUUACAAAACGUCUGAGCAGGUAUGCAGUGUCCUGGAGAGCCUAGAGCAGGAAUACCGGAGGGAUGAGGAUUGGUGCGGUGGAAGGGAUAAAUUGGGCCCAGCAGCAGAGAUCGACCAUGUCAUUCCACUCAUCAGCAAACAUCUGGAACAAAAAGAGGCUUUCCUCAAGGCAUGCACAUUGGCCCGCAGAAACGCCGAAGUGUUUCUGAAGUACAUCCACAGGAACAACGUCAGCAUGCCCAGUGUGGCCAGCCAUACCCGGGGACCCGAGCAACAAGUGAAAGCCAUCUUGAGCGAACUCCUUCAGAGGGAGAACCGAGUGCUGCAUUUCUGGACCUUGAAGAAGCGACGAUUAGACCAGUGCCAGCAGUAUGUGGUGUUCGAGCGCAGCGCCAAGCAGGCACUUGACUGGAUCCAAGAGACAGGCGAAUAUUUCCUCUCAACGCACAACUCCACUGGCGAGUCCACAGACGAGACUCAGGAACUGCUGAAAGAGUAUGGGGAAUUCAGGGUGCCGGCCAAGCAAACAAAGGAGAAAGUGAAACUUCUGAUUCAGCUGGCCGACAGCUUUGUUGAAAAGGGCCACAUCCAUGCCACUGAGAUCAGGAAAUGGGUGACUACGGUUGAUAAGCACUAUCGAGACUUUUCCCUGAGGAUGGGGAAGUACCGCUAUUCACUGGAGAAAGCCCUGGGAGUCAACACUGAGGAUAACAAGGACCUGGAGCUGGACAUCAUCCCAGCAAGUCUCUCAGACCGAGAGGUCAAACUACGGGAUGCCAACCACGAGGUCAACGAAGAGAAGCGGAAAUCAGCCCGAAAGAAAGAAUUCAUCAUGGCAGAACUCCUCCAGACAGAAAAGGCAUAUGUAAGAGAUUUACAUGAGUGCUUAGAGACAUACCUGUGGGAAAUGACAAGUGGCGUGGAGGAGAUCCCCCCUGGGAUUCUUAACAAGGAACACAUCAUCUUUGGCAACAUCCAGGAGAUCUACGAUUUUCAUAACAACAUCUUCCUCAAAGAACUGGAGAAGUAUGAACAGUUGCCUGAGGACGUGGGACACUGCUUUGUCACCUGGGCAGACAAAUUCCAGAUGUACGUCACCUACUGUAAAAACAAGCCUGAUUCCAGCCAGUUGAUCCUGGAGCAUGCAGGCACCUUCUUUGAUGAAAUCCAGCAGCGCCAUGGACUAGCCAACUCUAUCUCUUCCUACUUAAUCAAGCCCGUCCAGAGGAUCACUAAGUACCAACUGCUCCUGAAGGAACUUUUAACCUGCUGUGAAGAAGGGAAAGGGGAGCUCAAGGAUGGCCUGGAAGUGAUGCUCAGCGUUCCAAAGAAAGCUAACGACGCCAUGCAUGUCAGCAUGUUGGAAGGCUUUGACGAGAACCUGGAUGUCCAGGGGGAGCUGAUUCUCCAGGACGCCUUCCAAGUAUGGGAUCCCAAGUCUCUGAUCCGGAAGGGGCGGGAACGACAUUUGUUCCUCUUUGAGAUCUCUUUGGUGUUCAGCAAGGAAAUCAAAGACUCCUCAGGGCACACAAAAUAUGUUUACAAGAACAAACUACUGACCUCAGAACUGGGUGUGACCGAGCACGUGGAAGGCGAUCCCUGUAAAUUUGCCUUGUGGUCCGGGCGCACACCUUCCUCGGACAACAAAACUGUAUUGAAGGCCUCCAGUAUUGAAACCAAGCAGGAGUGGAUCAAGAACAUUCGAGAGGUGAUUCAAGAAAGGAUCAUUCACCUGAAGGGUGCUUUAAAAGAGCCGAUACAGCUCCCUAAGACACCAGCCAAACAGAGGAACAACAGUAAGAGGGAUGGAGUAGAUGAUAUUGACAGCCAGGGGGAUGGGAGCAGUCAACCAGACACCAUCUCCAUCGCUUCCAGGACCUCUCAGAACACAGUCGACAGUGACAAGCCCAAGAGAGUGAUUUGGAGGAUGGCCAGGGUACAGCUGGAUGGUGGGAACGUUAUCCACGGUGCUUUCUAUGGUGAUAUGACCUUUCUCCCGAGGGGACCUGUUUGGAAUGCUGGGACUCAGUCCCCCAGGGCAGAGGCCACGAGGACAGAGUGUGUGAAGGAGUUUGGAGACGAUGUGUCAAUCUUGGCAACGACCCGGCUCUCUGGAGGAUGUGAGCUGACCGUGGUGCUCCAGGACUUCAGUGCUGGCCACAGCAGUGAGUUGACCAUUCAGGUGGGGCAGACCGUGGAGCUGUUGGAGAGACCCAGUGAGCGACCUGGCUGGUGUCUAGUCCGAACCACAGAACGAAGCCCCCCGCAGGAGGGUCUGGUCCCCAGCAGUGCCCUCUGCAUAUCCCAUUCCCGAAGCAGUGUGGAGAUGGACUGCUUCUUCCCAUUGGUGAAAGAUGCUUACUCAGUCUCUUCAGGUGAAAAUGGAGGCAAGUCAGAGUCUGUGGCCAAUCUCCAACCUCAGUCUUCCUUAAACUCCAUCCAGAGCUCUCCAGGUCCCAAACGUUCCACCAACACCCUCAAGAAAUGGUUGACCAGUCCCGUGCGCAGGCUCAACAGUGGCAAAGCUGAGAGCAACAUCAAAAAGCAAAAGAAAGUACGAGAUGGUCGGAAAAGUUUCGAUCUGGGAUCUCCCAAGACUGGCGAUGAAACCACCCCACAGGGGGACAGUGCUGAUGAGAAGAGCAAGAAAGGUUGGGGUGAGGAUGAGCCAGACGAAGAAUCCCACACACCACUUCCUCCUCCAAUGAAAAUCUUUGACAAUGACCCCACGCAGGAUGAAAUGAGCCUAGAAGGAGGUUCCUACCGAGGGAGCUUGAAAGACCCCACGGGUUGUCUGAAUGAAGGGAUGCCUCCACCUACACCACCUCGGAACCUGGAAGAGGAGCAGAGAGCCAAAGCCCUCAGGGGCAGGAUGUUUGUCCUGAAUGAGUUGGUCCAGACAGAGAAAGACUAUGUUAAGGACCUAGGGAUUGUGGUGGAGGGAUUCAUGAAGAGAAUAGAAGAAAAGGGAGUCCCUGAAGACAUGCGAGGGAAAGACAAGAUCGUGUUUGGCAAUAUUCAUCAGAUUUAUGACUGGCAUAAAGAUUUUUUCCUGGCUGAACUGGAAAAAUGUAUUCAGGAGCAAGACCGACUGGCACAACUUUUUAUUAAGCAUGAGCGGAAAUUGCACAUCUACGUGUGGUACUGUCAGAAUAAACCACGGUCAGAGUACAUAGUCGCGGAAUAUGAUGCCUACUUUGAAGAGGUGAAACAAGAAAUCAGCCAGAGGCUGACACUUAGUGACUUCCUCAUCAAGCCCAUUCAGAGAAUAACCAAGUACCAGCUGCUGCUCAAGGACUUCCUAAGGUACAGUGAGAAGGCUGGUCUGGAGUGUGCAGAUAUUGAGAAAGCAGUGGAGUUAAUGUGCCUUGUUCCAAAACGCUGCAAUGACAUGAUGAAUCUGGGACGCCUGCAGGGCUUUGAGGGCACCCUGACAGCCCAGGGAAAGCUGCUUCAGCAGGAUACCUUCUACGUGAUUGAGCAGGACGCAGGCAUGCAGUCCCGGACCAAGGAAAGGCGUGUGUUCCUCUUUGAACAGAUCGUCAUCUUCAGUGAGCUUCUGCGAAAGGGCUCUCUCACACCAGGCUACAUGUUCAAAAGAAGUAUCAAGAUGAACUACCUUGUCUUGGAGGAGAAUGUGGACAAUGACCCCUGUAAGUUUGCCCUUAUGAGCCGGGAAACAUCAGAAAGGGUCAUUCUACAGGCAGCCAAUGCAGACAUCCAACAAGCCUGGGUUCAGGACAUUAACCAAGUCUUGGAUACACAGCGAGAUUUCUUAAAUGCGCUACAGUCACCGAUUGAGUAUCAGCGGAAGGAACGGAGCACGGCCGUCAUGAGGACCCAGCCUCCCAGAGUACCCCAGGCCAGCCCCAGGCCCUACUCUGCCGUCUCUGUGGGGGCUGAAAAGCCCCCAAAGGGCUCCAGCCGUAACCCAUCACUGCCACCUCUGAAGAUAUCUACCUCCAAUGGCAGUCCAGGGUUUGACUACCACCAGCCUGGGGACAAGUAUGAGCCCAGCAAGAACGACAUGGGAGGGUGCAAUGGGACCUCAUCCAUGGCAGUGAUCAAAGAUUACUAUGCACUGAAAGAGAACGAGAUCUGCGUGAGCCAGGGCGAGGUGGUCCAGGUUCUCGCCGUCAACCAGCAGAACAUGUGCCUGGUCUACCAGCCCGCUAGUGAUCAUUCCCCUGCAGCCGAGGGCUGGGUCCCGGGCACCAUCCUGGCGCCCCUCACCAAAGCCACAGCUGCAGCAGAAAAUAGCGACUCGAGCAUCAAGUAAGUGCCACGUUGGCUUUCCCGGGAGAGCAGUAUAUGGAUUAGGAAAAAAAAAAAUCCAACACAGUAGGGAAUUACCGCUCCUCAUGCUCGACAGUGCACUGGAACCAAUGUCUGAAUGCUGGAACCACACACCAUGGGGGGCGUCCAUGCCGGAUAGUUUUGGUUUUUGGUUUUUUCUUUUUGUUCAUGGCUUUCUGUUCAUUUUUUUCGCCUUCUCCAACCCUUUGCCCCCUCAUUUGCUUAAAAAAAAAAAAAGAAAGAAAAAGAAAAGAACCUUAAUGAAACCCUGAGUGAUUAAAGGCAUGCUUUCUGUUGCUCUGUUUGAGCCUCCCAUCACAGGACUCACUGGACUGGACUUCUAUUUAUGUUGUAUUAAGUUACUGAGAUAUAUAUAUAUAUUUUUUUUUUGAUUAUGACACACACAUAAAAAACACCCCACCUUAGCACAAACCCCAUGCCUGCUGUAGGCUGAAGGCCUGCUGCUGUCCCCAGGGGAAGAAGGGGGCAGGGGAUGGAGGGGACUUUUUUUGGGGGGGGUUACUUGGUGGGAAUUUCUUUGUACAGUUUGUAACUUUUUCAACCCAUUCCUGCCCCCACCCCCAUUUCCCUGUUACUUUAAUAUAUGUUCCUGGUAAUUUGUAAGAUAUUUCUUUUUUUUUAAUUGUGAGAUCCUUCAGAGUACAUUCCUGUAUAAAGUAUUUUGCACUAUUUAAAAGAAACCCAUAUGGAUGAAGCCAGGGUGUGCAAUAUAUUGGAUAGUCGCAAUGUUCAUCAUUGUACCUGUAAUGUAACUAAUAAUUUUAAAUGUACUAUUUUAAAUAUGUAAAAUAAAUUUUCACCAUGAGCAUGUUUUAAUGAG